Molecule: messenger RNA, 1656 nt
Organism: Antrostomus carolinensis (chuck-will's-widow)
Lineage: Eukaryota; Metazoa; Chordata; Aves; Caprimulgiformes; Caprimulgidae
Product: sentrin-specific protease 2-like
Exons: 15
Biological process (GO): proteolysis; protein desumoylation
Cellular component (GO): nucleus
Molecular function (GO): deSUMOylase activity
Source: RefSeq, a predicted model, not a curated record
AUGAAAACUAACUUGGGAAAUUUGGGCCCUGUGAAGGGAAGUCAGCCUGUUAGAAGCUUUACCCUGACUGCAAAACACUGUUCUGUGUGUUCUUUCCUCAGCCUUCAGCCACCUGUGGAAGAUCCUGACCAGACUAGAGCAAAAAAGCGCAAAUCAGGUUACACUAUCUCUGAGGGUAAAGAGAAAGCUGAAGAAGUUUCUGCUGUGGUGAAGUUGCCAGCAAAGGCAACAAGUAAACGCCACGAGGCUUCAGUCAGCAAUGCCGCUUCAAUCACAGAGUCUGCAGAAAAGACUCAGUCCAUUUAUUCUGGCCCUUCAUCAAAAAGACCAACAAAUUCUACACUAGGAGGAGAAAUGCUACAAAUUGAUAAAAUGCCUUGUGGAACCAGUACUUGCUUGAAAAAGGAAACAAUACCCUUUUCUCACAAGACAUUUCCAUGUCUGAGCUCAAGCAGGAAGGGCAAACAACACAUCAAACCUACUUCAGGCAGCAUCCUAACAGUGAGGCCACCCAUUAAGGAGCGCGCUGUGCCAGAAUCCGUUACUUCAGAAGUCGGCAAAACGGGGAGGCUUUUCUGUACAGCUGAAGAGGAUGUUCAACGAGAAGAAAAGAUAAAAUACAAACAGCUUCUGGAACUGGUAAAGGAAAAAUAUCCUAGAAGCCGUCCUAACCCACCAGCGACAAGCUUCCACAACGUUCAAGUGAAGGAACCAGUGAAGACUGUGAGUCACCUGGAAGAACAAAAAUAUGGACAAGAUGUCCAUCCAAGUAUGACACUAAGGACCAAUAUCAAACGUGCGGAUGUUUGCAGCCUGCAGUGGUCUCCAAAAAGUGAUAAGAUCAGGUGCUACACACCAGCAGAAAAAUCUUAUGAACAGGGGAGACCAGUGAAACAAGCCAUUGCAGAGAAACAGCAUGGAUCUAAACUCUCAAAAGAGAAGUUAGUCCACUUAAAUAUGGCGCAUGUCCCAUCCAGAAAAUCUUCUGCCCUUGGUGUGGAAGAAAAUAAAUUGCCAAGCUCUGAAAAAACAAUAGAAUACUCUUCUCUGCUCACAGAGGCCAUGGAGAAAGACAUCAUUGCUGCAUUUAGCGAUGGUGAGCCAGAAGAGAUCAUGAGCAGUGCCUUCAAACUAAAAGUCACUCGUGAGGACAUCCACACAUUAAGGAACCUUUGCUGGCUAAAUGAUGAGGUCAUUAAUUUCUACAUGUGUCUUCUCAUGGAAAGAAGUAAGAAGGAAGGAUAUCCAUCAGUCCAUGCUUUUAGUACUUUCUUUUAUCCCAAACUGAUUUCUGAGGGCUACAGAGCAGUAAGAAGAUGGACCAAAGAUGUGGAUCUCUUCAAGAAGGACAUCAUCUUAGUGCCCAUUCACUUGAGAGUGCACUGGGCCCUAGUGGUCAUAGAUGUCAGAAAGAAGACUAUCAAAUACUUUGACUCAAUGGCACAAAAAGGGGACAAGAUUUGUGAAGCUUUGUUCCAAUACCUGCAAGAAGAAAGUCAGGAAAAAAGAAAUGUGGAGCUGACUUUGUCUGAGUGGACUCUUCACAGCAUGAAGUCAAACGAAAUCCCUCAGCAACGUAAUGGAAGCGACUGCGGGGUUUUUAUGUGCAAAUAUGCAGAUUAUAUCUCCAGAGACAAACGGAUCAACUUUACACAG